Canariomyces notabilis is the source of this 357-nucleotide messenger RNA. RefSeq lists its product as uncharacterized. The transcript has a single exon. The coding region runs from base 70 to 231 and encodes 53 amino acids. The record is from RefSeq and is a predicted model, not a curated record. Lineage: Eukaryota; Fungi; Ascomycota; Sordariomycetes; Sordariales; Chaetomiaceae.
UUGGUUCAUGUGUGCUCUUUGGCCUUUUUGAUUCUCGCCUUCGUAAGUUUAGGUUUUUCCCUCCUCAUCAUGCAACCCGCGGGCAAAGUCGUCUAUUGCUGCAGUUACUGCAUGAGGGAGCACGCAGCAAGGCAAACUGAGCACCCCGCAUUGAUCGCAUCGGCGCCGCUUUGUGCCCCUCCAUCCCCCAAUUUCUCGCACCAACACCACACAUUGAGCCACCCAUUCUAGGCUCAUAAGUUAACAACUUCAGGUGCUCCAAUUCUUCCUGCCGGACCUCAGAAUUCUGUUUUCUCCCAUAUCGAAUAUUCCUUCUCACCCCAGAGCUGCUUAUUCUCCAGCCGCGCAUUCGCCCAG